UUUUACUCAAGUCCUUGGAAUACAAAGUCCAGCAUGUCACUCAGGAAGGUGAUAAAGGUACUCUGGACAUUCAGAGCUAUUUGAGGCCACUGAUGCUGUUUCUGAACCAGCAUCUGACCCAAAGCCAUCGGCUCUGUCACCCUUGUGUCUGGGUGUCACUGGUGUUCGGAGAGCAGGACGAUGAUAUGAUGGAGGCAGCCAAGACAUUAAUGCUGUUGUACCUGUAUCAGAGGAGAGUGAAUGCUGCUUCAGCAUGGGACCCUUGUGGCACUGGCUGCAACCCUCACUGCCACUUCAUCUUCCUGCUCCAAAGCGUCGUGUUCGACCACUCCGUGCUCCUAGACUUCCUGAUCUCCUCAGAGACCUGCUUCCUUGAGUACUUUGUGGGUUAUCUGAAGCUCCUGAGGGAAAACUGGGAAGACUUCUGCCGUGUUUGUCAGUAUGUCCAGGGAUUCGACUCAGGGGAACCGAUAAAGGGGAGCUCAGUGUUUGAACAUCCAUCCACGAUGAUUCCGAAAGCCGGAUCAGAACCCCCUGCCAAUCAGACCGGUCCCCGGUGCCGCCAGUCCCCUGACAGCGGGAUCGCCCAAUCCUCUGUCCCCCGCUUGGUGGAUUAUGGGAGCUCAGACGAUUCAGAAUCUGAGGAGCAAAGUGCGUCAGAAUGCCCUUUGAGCAGAGCACGAAACGAAAGGCAGGGGUUUGACCGGGCGGGAGGGCGGUCUUUGUCUCGAGCAGACCAUGCAGUGAAGCCAGCCAAAGAUCACCAACCGACUCCCCCUGAUGUGUGUGCGAGAACAGUCAUGUGUCUCACAGAGCUGAGAAAAGUUGUAGCCAGGCUGCAGCAGAGGAAUCUCUUUCCCUAUAGGCCGGCCUCGCUCCUGAAACUGCUGAUGCAAAUCGAGGCGAAGAGCAGACCGGGAUGUGGAUCGCAGUGUUGA
Molecule: messenger RNA, 938 nt
Organism: Megalops cyprinoides (Indo-Pacific tarpon)
Lineage: Eukaryota; Metazoa; Chordata; Actinopteri; Elopiformes; Megalopidae
Gene: lins1
Product: lines homolog 1
Exons: 3
Coding region: 93-938 (281 amino acids)
Source: RefSeq, a predicted model, not a curated record